Molecule: messenger RNA, 3293 nt
Organism: Camponotus floridanus (Florida carpenter ant)
Lineage: Eukaryota; Metazoa; Arthropoda; Insecta; Hymenoptera; Formicidae
Product: SID1 transmembrane family member 1
Exons: 10
Coding region: 305-2659 (784 amino acids)
Cellular component (GO): membrane
Source: RefSeq, a predicted model, not a curated record
AUGUCAUACGUAAUACAUAAUACGAAUGUCACAGCGGUGAGAUGAUUCAAUCAAAUGCAGUUGACAAACAAGCUGGAGUGUUUCGAGUUCCUGACAAAAGGAAAAUUGAUUUGCGAAGAGCAAAGUAAAAUCACUGCAUUUGCAGAGCUUAGGAUCACUCUCCUCCAGCGCGUAAUUGAAGUGUUUUAAAAUGAGAUAACCAAUCAUCCAACAGCCGACACAAAUAAUAAGGGACAUGUAAAAUCAUACACGCGAGCGAAGCAAAAUUUUUAUUACGUCUUAAGAAAAAUUGUUUUACGUCGAAAUGGAAAAAACGAUCAAUGUGAAUUCAAUGGAGAUGCGAAAUACCUUGGGAUUGAUUACUAUGUUGCUGCUUUUCGAUGCUGCGACUUCGAUAUUGUCCUCUUCAGCAUUUUCCCCGAUUGUCAUCCAGGCUAAAUACGAACGAAGUUAUCAAAGAACAACAAAUGCUACUGUUGAAUAUGUGUUUUUGUAUCCUGCCGCUAAUAUAUCUCUGGAAACUGCAAAGAUAGAGAUAGAAAGUAACGCGACGCACAAUUUGCCAUUGACAGUAAUAGUGCGUCAAACGAUAGGUAUCCUAUCUUGGCAGAUACCCUUACUAGUCAAUGGUGCAGAUUCUGUAGUAUAUAAUAAGACUAGUCGAAUCUUAUGCUCAACGAAAUACUAUCGAUACGCACCAAAGGAUGAAGAGGAAUAUAUCAAUGUUGCUAUCUCUACAGCCAGUCAUGAAAAUGUCUUCUUUAAUCUUAGUGUAGUGAAAGUAGAGGACUUUUAUUUAAGUCCAGGAAAUAAGAAGGUAGUAGAAAUCUCUCCAUCUGAGCCCAUAUAUUAUGGUUACAUCUCGAAACAAGCUAAUUCUUCCGUUAUUGUUCGCGUCGAAUCGGAUAAUGAUAUCUGCAUGACUGUGUCUAUACAAAAUACAUCGUGUCCCGUGUUUGAUUUAGAGCGAAAUAUUGAACUUUCUGGACAUUGGCAGACCGUAAGCAGAAGAGGAGGUAUUACAGUACCAAGAGAGGCUUAUCCUUCGGGAUUCUUCGUCGUGCUUGUCGUCAAAGGAGAAGACACAGAGUGUAAUGGGAUAUCCGAGAGUAGUCCUCUUCGUACGAAAAACGUUACAUUAAUUAUAAAUCCUACCAUCAGCAAACAAGAUUAUAUCGUUGCAACGGCAUCAGCAGGAGCGAUUGCAUUGUGUUUUUGUAUCUUUUACAUAACGGCUGUGAUAAUGUUCAAUAUUAGAAAGAGCAGAGAGCUUAUACAAGAGUCAAUAAAUGAACAAAACCAGGAUAUCAACGAUUAUGUACCGAGUCCCUCAAUGACAAGAGAGGUCACAUCUAAGCAAUGGGACUCUGUGGAGGAAGAUUCAUCCCUAGAUGAGGAUGACAUAGAUCUAAUGGAAGAUGCUCUCUUUGACAAGGAUGUAAUACGAACAAAGAUUGUUCUCUCAGUUUGCGAUCUCGCUCGCAAAGAACCGCGGAUAUUGCGGCACAAAUCUCGCUUAUAUCUGUAUUAUUUGAUAACUGUGGCAGUAUUCUACACGUUGCCAGUUGUCCAAUUGGCAAUAACAUAUCAGCGUGUGCUUCACACGACCGGCAAUCAAGAUAUGUGUUACUAUAAUUUUCUAUGUGCCCAUCCGCUGGGUCUGUUAUCCGAUUUCAAUCAUGUAUUCUCAAAUUUUGGGUAUUUUCUUCUGGGUUUACUAUUUAUAUUUCUAACUUAUUCUCGAGAACGCAUGUCGGAUGCGGAUAUGACGAAAUGUUAUGGCAUACCGCAGCAUUAUGGUCUGUUUUAUGCAAUGGGUACGGCAUUGAUAAUGGAAGGCAUAUUGUCGGCGAGUUAUCACGUGUGCCCUAGUCGUAGUAAUUUUCAAUUUGAUACUAGUUUUAUGUACAUAAUAGCGGUGCUUUGCAUGCUUAAGAUCUAUCAGAAUCGUCAUCCUGAUAUAAAUGCCAGGGCACCGGUGACAUUUGGGAUUUUGGCGCUUAUAAUAUUCAUAGGAUUAAUCGGAGUUUUAAAUGGUUCCACGUAUUUCUGGGUGAUAUUCAGCAUCUUGCAUUUACUCAUAUGCUUUAUUCUAACUGUACAGAUAUAUUACAUGGGACGAUGCAAAUUCAACAGAGGCGUUUUUAACAGAGUAAUACAAACAUUCAAACAUGACGCACGUUGCGGUAUAUGGCAUUUACUCCGGCCGCUCUAUCCCGCCAGAUUUAUAAUGCUCGUGUUAGCGAAUUUAUGCAACGUGGGACUCGCGGUAUUCGGAAAUAUGUAUCACGAGGGAAAUUUCGCAACGUUUUUACUAGCUAUACUAAUGUCUAAUUUGAUUUUAUACACCUUUUUUUACAUAGUAAUGAAGCUCUGCCAUAGAGAACGGAUUCUUCUUACGCCUGGGAUGUACAUUGUCUUGUCCAUGCUAUUUUGGGGAGCAGCUCUGUACUUUUUCGUGAAUAAGACUAUAUCCUGGGCUCUUACCCCAGCACAAUCCCGUUUAUAUAAUAAACCGUGCGAAUUAUUGAAUUUUUUCGAUUCUCACGAUAUCUGGCACUUUCUUUCAGCAUUAGCAAUGUUUUUUUCCUUCAUGGUAUUACUUACUUUGGACGACGAUUUAACAGAUGUACAUCGUAGCCAAAUACCUGUUUUUUGAAGAUCUCUCUUUUAUAUGAAUUUAAAUUAUAUGUAUUUUAUACAACUUCUUUUUACAAAGCUGAUCAAAUAUAUACAAUGUAUAGUUUACUUGGAUAAUAUUACCAAAAAUUGUAUAAAGCAUAUAAAAAACUUUCUCUCUUGUGAUAGAAACGCGCUAUUAUUGUCUGCACGAAAGGAUCGCGCAUCGUGAAGUAACUUCGGAAGUAACUUAUGUAAAUGUAACUUAUAUAAAUGGAUAUGAAAUUAUAUAUAAGUUUUCCUAGUUAUAACUAAAGUAUAUAACAAGUUUUAAAAUUGAAAUUCUUUGAUGACAUUUUUUUAAGAGAUAUGGUUGAAUUUAAAAAAAAAAACUAUAUACAUCUUUCGCGCGAAAAAAAAUAUUAAUGUUAUAUUAUGCGCUCUUGUGGUACAUAUUAUGAAACAACAUAAGUAUAUUGUUUGUAAGAUAUAAUCGCGUUUCUUUUGAAAAAUAUAUGUGUAUGUGUGUGUAUUUGUAUGUAUGAGUUCGUGCACAUGGAUGUAAUUAUAUACAAAAUGCAGUACUUUUUAGUAACGCAUGUUCUUCCAUGUAUGUAAAUGUAGAAUAUCAAAUUAAGAAAAGUAGUGUCUUAUCAUCAAAAUGUUAUCAGGGA